This is a messenger RNA of Monomorium pharaonis (pharaoh ant), 1273 nucleotides long. RefSeq names its product 39S ribosomal protein L21, mitochondrial (gene mRpL21). Gene Ontology annotation, cellular component: mitochondrial large ribosomal subunit; ribosome. Gene Ontology annotation, biological process: translation. The transcript has 5 exons. Lineage: Eukaryota; Metazoa; Arthropoda; Insecta; Hymenoptera; Formicidae. Gene Ontology annotation, molecular function: structural constituent of ribosome; RNA binding. Bases 60 to 707 code for a protein of 215 amino acids. The record is from RefSeq and is a predicted model, not a curated record.
CUUUACCUGCUGAACGCGCGCACCGGCCACCGAAUCAUAUAUCGCCGUUGCGUACCACGAUGGCGACUUUACUCGGUUUCUCGAGACUCUUUAGUUAUGUGACGAGUAAUUGUCUGAGAAGAGUGGCACCGAUCGCGAUUUGCAAGCAAUAUUAUCCCGCAUUAAGAUUGUGGGAGAUACCAAUAGCAGGAUAUCGGACAUUUAAACCACCAUAUAUGAGAUCAGUUCCGGAUUAUCAAACAGAAAUACAAGAGUGGGAUGAAGAAAGAGAGAAAAUAUGUACCGAUGUAACAAAUGAAAUCAACAAUCAGAUUGCAAGCGACAUGACCGGCCGUAUGUUCGCAAUUGUGCAAGUAUGUGGAAAACAGUUUAAGGUAACGGAACACGACAUUAUAAUUAUUGAAGGAUUCUGGCCACCAAACAUAGGCGAUAAGCUGAAACUGGAGAAAGUAUUGCUGGUUGGCAGUAAAGACUUUACCCUCAUAGGCAGACCAAUCCUGAAUAGAGAAUUGGUUUCUAUCGACGCAACGGUUAUAGAGAAAACUCUGUCCCACACAAAAACUCGGUUCAGAUUUCGACCAAGAAAACAGUAUCGUCGUAUAAAUUUCUACAGAAUACAGCACACAAUGCUGCGGAUUAAUUCCAUAAGGAUAAACAGCAACAUUGACGAGAAGAAAGAAGUGGAAGGAUUAGAUAGAAUAUAUUAACAUCUGUAUAUGUAUAUAUAUAUAUAUUAAUAAAAGCAAUACGCCUAAACAUAUCCUCUAAGUAUCAGAAUAGAAGAUCGAUGAUCCGAAAUCCCGCAAUCCUGACUUUUGGUUCAAUGACAUCGCGGAAGCAUGCGCCUGUGGACAGUGUGGACUAUAGACACGCGAGGCGAUGUGUAGGAUCCGCGGUGGGGUGGAUGGCUUCGGCGAGUGGAGCGGAGCGGUGACGACGACGUCGGCAGUGACGGGAGCAGCGUCGCGCGGCGCGGUCGAUCGUGUUUCGUUUCUUCGGCAGGAGAGAAAAACGAUCGGCAGCUUUCAUUUACGCCGCCACGAGACGGCAAUUUCUAAGGAUUUAUACGCGCGACACGCACUCCGCACUUUCCGAGACACGGAAGUAUCUCGCGCGGAAUUUUUUUUCUAUUUUUUGGAAGAUUCGGUGAAAAGAACGUUUUCCACCGUUGGCACGCAUGCCAGGCACUAAACGUACUCUUUCUCUUUUGCUGUCAGCCUGUUCCCUCAGCACCGAAGGUACCCGGCACCGAAGGAGAGCGGGAGUCUCGUGG